Triticum dicoccoides is the source of this 3605-nucleotide messenger RNA. RefSeq names its product glutamate receptor 2.7-like. The record is from RefSeq and is a predicted model, not a curated record. Gene Ontology annotation, molecular function: ligand-gated monoatomic ion channel activity. The coding region runs from base 274 to 3396 and encodes 1040 amino acids. Lineage: Eukaryota; Viridiplantae; Streptophyta; Magnoliopsida; Poales; Poaceae. The transcript is spliced from 3 exons. Gene Ontology annotation, cellular component: membrane.
GUAUAUAUAAGAGUUUACAAGCUAAGUAGGCCUAUUACAAUACGACUAGGACGAGAUUACAAUAUGACUAGGACUAGAUAAUUUAAGAGCCAAGUAAUAGUCUAACAGUAAAAUCCUCCAAUACACGCGGGUUCCAAAAAUCCACUCUCAGUCAAGUCAAGAGUAGUUUCUUUCAAGAGCGAAAGUGCCCCUCGCGGUACGCCACCGGAAUACAAGUCGCCGGCCGGGUGGGUGCACGCGAGGCUGGGCGAGACCCGUCCAGGUCGCGUAUAAAUGAGUGCGGCCGGCGCUAGCUUGAGCUUGAGCGGGCAUCAGUCAGAUCGCGCAUCGCGUAGGCGUAGCUUCUUCCCAAGUUGCAAGACCAUGGUGCGAGCGCCCUCGCCUUCUUCUCUCCUCUACGCUCCCCUGCUCCUAGUGGCUGCGCUGGUCGGGCAGUACCAGGCGGGCUCGCUGAGGGUGGCGACGGCGCAGACCGUGGCGGCGCCGGUGCCGGUGCGCGUCGGGGUGAUCAUGGACUGGGCGACCAAGGCGUCGUCGGCGGUGUCGCUGAGGCGGCGAACCGGCAUUCAGAUGGCGGUGGAGGACUACUACGCGGCGCACCCGGGGUCGGCCACCAGGGUGGAGCUCCGCUUCGGCGACUCCAAAGGGGACGUCGUCGGCGCCGCCUCCGCCGCGCUGGACCUGAUAAAAAAUGACCAGGUGCAGGCCAUCAUUGGGCCCAAGACGUCAGCGGAGGCGGACUUCGUGGCCUACCUCGGCAGCCGCGCCCACGUCCCGGUGCUCUGCUACGCCGCCACUUCUCCAUCACUCUCUCCGGCGCAGACGCCCUACUUCGUGCGCACCGCCGCCAACGACUCCUUCCAGGCCACCCCCAUCGCCGCCGUCCUCGCAAGCUUCGGGUGGCGCGCCGUGACCGUCCUGCACGAGGACUCCCCCUACUGCGCCGGCAUCCUCCCGGCGCUCGCCGACGCGCUCCAGAGCGUCGACAGUGCAGCGAUCAUGGUCGUGGACCGCGUGCCCGUUCCGAGCAGCGCGGACGAAGAUGCCCUUGACGCGCUCCUCUACCGCCUCAAGGCGAUGCCAACGCGUGUGUUCGUCGUGCACGCGACGCAUGACCUCGCCGCUCGGCUCUUCCGGCGGGCGAGCAAGGCCGGGAUGAUGUCUGACGGCUAUGCCUGGGUUGCCACAGACGGCGUAGCAAGCUUCCUGGACAGUUUCGACCCCGAGGACCUGGACUUCAUGCAGGGCGUCGUCAGCCUCCGGCCUCACGUGAAGUACACGAAGCAAGUCAAGAACUUCUCUGCGCGGUUCAGGGCGAGGUUCCGGAAGGAGAACCCCUCCUCGGACGAUGACGUCCUCAACGACGCGACCGUGUUGAGGCUCUGGUCGUACGACACAGCAUGGGCGAUCGCCGCGGCGGCCGAGGCGGCCAGCGUCCCCGGCCCAGCAUUUCGAACACCGCAGAAUAGCACGGCACGUACAGUCCUGGACCGGCUCGGCGUGUCGGCCACCGGAGAGGCACUUCUCAGGGCGGUGCUCAACACGACUUUCGACGGGAUGGCAGGCAGGUUCAAGCUGGUGGACGGGCAGCUGCAGGUCGCGGCGUACGAGGUCGUGAACAUUAUCGGGAACGGCGCCAUGACGGUGGGGUUCUGGACGCCGGAGUCCGGCAUCUCGCGGGACCUUAAAGUCGGCAGCAGCAAGGCUGCCCGGCAGCUGAAACCCAUCCUCUGGCCGGGCGAGAUGCUGUCCCCGCCAAGAGGCUGGACGGCGUCGCAGAACGGGCGGGUGCUCAAGGUCGCCGUGCCGGUGAAGCGCGGGUUCAAGCAGUUCGUCGACGUCGAGAACUGUAACUCAACAACCAAGAUCACCGGGUACUGCAUCGAAGUGUUCGACGCGGUGAUGAAGAACCUAGCCUACCCGGUAAGGUACCGGUACGAGCCGUACCUCGACAGCUCGGAAUCGUACGAGAAGCUGGUGGACCAGGUGAGCGGCGAGAAGGCGGACAUUGUGGUGGGGGAUGUGACGAUCACAGCGAGCAGGAUGAAAGAGGUGGACUUCACCAUGCCGUUCACGGAGUCCGGGUGGGCGAUGGUGGUGGCGACGAAGCCGGACACGAGCGCCAGCAUGUGGAUCUUCCUGAAGCCGCUGUCCCCCAGCCUCUGGCUCACGAGCCUCGCCUUCUUCUGCUUCACCGGCUUCGUGGUGUGGGUCAUCGAGCACCGCGUCAACCCGGAGUUCCGGGGCACGCCGUCGCAGCAGUUCGGCCUCAUCUUCUACUUCUCCUUCUCAACGCUCGUCUUCGCACACAAGGAGAAGCUGGAGAGCAACCUGUCGAGGCUGGUGGUGACCAUAUGGGUGUUCGUGGUGCUGAUCCUGACCUCGAGCUACACGGCGAGCCUGACGUCGAUGCUGACGGUGCAGCAGCUCCGGCCGACGGUGACCGACGUGAAGGAGCUGCAGAGGCGCGGCCAACACAUCGGGUACCAGGAGGGGAGCUUCAUCGAGCCCUUACUCACGAAGAUGGGCUUCGACGGGAGGAAGAUGAAGAAGUACAGCACGCUGGAUCAGUACGCGGAGGCGCUGUCCAAGGGUUCGGUGAACGGCGGCGUGGACGCGGUGUUCGACGAGAUCCCGUACCUGAAGAUGUUUCUGUCGCAGCAGAGUUCGCAGCACCGCGACGGGUACAUGCAGGUGGGGCCCAUCUACAAGACGGACGGCUUCGGGUUCGUGUUCCCGAGGGGGUCGCCCAUGACGGGGGACGUGUCGCGGGAGAUCCUGAAGCUGGCGGAGGGGGACAAGAUGGCGCAGAUCGAGAAGGAUUGGUUCGGCGAGCCCGGCGCUUGCCAGGACGCGCUGGCCGGCUGCGGCGGCGGCUCGUCGAACCUCAGCUUCUGGAGCUUCGGCGGGCUGUUCCUCAUCACCGGCGUCGUCUCCAGCCUCAUGCUGCUGCUCUACCUCGCCAUCUUCGCGUACCGCGAGCGUGAGGAGCUCCGGGAGGCGGAGGCGAAGGCUGAGGCCGAGGCCGGCUCCGGGAGCGUGUCGGUGCGGAGGCUGCGCGCGUGGCUGCAGCACUUCGACAGGAAGGACCUCAAGUCACCCACCUUCAAGACGUGGAACGACGGGUCCGUCAGGAACGGCAGCGAAUUCACGGGCAGGACGCCAAGAUGGAACGGCGGCGCCGGCGACGCGAGCAUGACGCCGAGGGCCGGUGGGGAGGAACACGCCAACGCCAUGGAAGGGACGAGCCCGCUGAGCGUGUAUAUCAGCUCCGAGAUGAACGCCGGCUCUUCGCCGGAGGGGACGCCCGCGUCGGAGAUCAGUGAGUCGUUCGAGCAGAGGAUCGAGGGGGCAGCAGCCGCCGUGGAGAUGACAAUGCCAACGGCCUCUCAGUAGUAGCAGUAGAUUCUACUACUGCUAGUUUUGCAGUAGGAGUAUAAUGCAUUUGCAUGAGGAAUGCUAGUACAGGAAUUUCGUAGUCUUGUGGCGCUGCUUGCAAUUUAACCAGAAAAUUAUUCGAGUGGACACCAGUAGGAAACUCAAAGGAAAACAGUUAACGAUAUUCGGGUUUGUUAAAUCUCAGUCGUCUGUUAUUUAGUGAAGUC